AUGGACGGAGUCGACGAUUGUGAGGAAGGGGAAGGGUGGUCCGAGAUGGUCAAGGCCAUCGAUGCUCCUGACGCACCUCUGGCACGACUCUCGGCCUUCCUGAGAAUUGCCCAGUCCAAACUCCAACCGAAAAGAGGUAUCAAGAAGGUCGCAUCCUCUCUUGCUUGGCCCUUUGCUGAGAACGAGGUCGAUAGGUUGCUUGCGGCGAUAGAGCGUGAGAAGGCACUGCUAGGGCUGGCACUGAACGUCAACUGCCUGCAGCUGAUCCAAGAGAUCAGAAAGACGUCCAAAGAAAACCAACGGCAACUCGAGGAGCUUCUCGAGGCUUUCAAGGGUAGUUGCGAUGAAACUAGACCUCCCGAUCGAGAGAUCUCAAGUGGUUUGCGACGCGUUGAGGAGUCGCAGAACACCCUCGGAGAUCAGUUACACGGGCUGCAGACUCGGCACAAUGAUCACGACGCUGCAAAGAAGCGCAAAGCCGUCCUUGAAUGGCUGGCCCCGGUUGAUUAUGCUAUCCGACAUAGUGCUUUUGUCAAGCGUCAGCAAGAGAGAACUGGGACAUGGGUCCUGCAGUCUGAUGAAUUCAAAAGAUGGACCGAGGACCGACUUGAAAGCACUUUGUUCUGUCCAGGUAUCCCAGGAGCGGGGAAAACUAUCAUGACAUCGAUCGUGGUGCAGAAUAUUGUUACUCGCCACAGGGAUGACACCGAGACGGCCAUCGCCUACAUCUAUCUCGACUACCUGCGUCAGAAUGAGCAGGGAAUCGAGGAUUUGCUCUCAAAUAUCUUGAAGCAGCUGAGCGAGUACCGAUCCUCGACGCCGAGUGAACUUGACGAGCUCCAUAAGAAGCACACCGUCACUCACAGGGGAACGCGGCCGUCAUUGCAGGAAAUUUCGAGUGUGCUCCAGAGUGUUAUUGUGUCAAACCUCAGAACGUUUAUUGUCAUUGACGCGCUCGACGAGUGCGAUAAUUCUGACGGCUCUCGGUCUCGACUUCUCCAUGAACUCAAGAACCUCCGACAAAAGUCUGGUGUCAAACUCUUUGCGACCUCGAGGCAUAUCCCUGAGAUUGCCGCAGAGUUUCAAGGAUGCACCACCCUGGAAAUCCGGGCCUCUGACCACGAUAUCCUCGCCUAUCUGGAAGGUCGUGCUUUGGAGUUACCAAAAUGCGCAUCACGCAGCCCCAGCUUGAAGGAAGAGAUCAAGCUGGGCAUCCUACGAGCCGCUGACGGAAUGUUUCUUCUUGCACGACUCAACCUUGACUCUCUCAAAGGCAAGAAAUCAGCAACGGCCGUCCGCGCCGCAUUGAAAGACCUGCCGGGAGGCUCGCAGGCAUACCACCGCGCCUACGAUGCUGCCAUGGAACGAAUCGAGGGGCAGCUUGCCGACCACGCAGAGACUGCAAAACAGGUCCUCUCCUGGAUCACUUUUGCGAAAAGGCCACUGCGGGCAGAGGAACUCGAGGAUGCUAUCGCCGUAAUUGAUGGGCAGAUGAGCUUCGACUUUGAAAACAUCUGUCCAGUGGAAGAUCUCCUCUCGACCUGCGCGGGCCUCGUCACAGUUGACGAGAAGACCCAAGCCGUGCUGAUGUAG
Molecule: messenger RNA, 1593 nt
Organism: Emericellopsis cladophorae
Lineage: Eukaryota; Fungi; Ascomycota; Sordariomycetes; Hypocreales; Bionectriaceae
Exons: 3
Coding region: 1-1593 (530 amino acids)
Source: RefSeq, a predicted model, not a curated record